Episyrphus balteatus (marmalade hoverfly) is the source of this 992-nucleotide messenger RNA. Its product is annotated as alpha N-terminal protein methyltransferase 1. The coding region runs from base 168 to 959 and encodes 263 amino acids. Gene Ontology annotation, biological process: N-terminal protein amino acid methylation. Gene Ontology annotation, cellular component: cytoplasm. The transcript has a single exon. NCBI's taxonomy places the organism in Eukaryota, Metazoa, Arthropoda, Insecta, Diptera, Syrphidae. The record is from RefSeq and is a predicted model, not a curated record. Gene Ontology annotation, molecular function: N-terminal protein N-methyltransferase activity.
CCAAAUAAAAAAAAUAGAAAUGUCAAACAUGGACUUGCGUUUUUGAUUUUUCCAAAAGAAAAAAGAAAACCUAGUACACAAAAGUUGUACAAUUUUUUCCCUCAAAUUGCCUUAAUUCCUGGCAAAAUAUUAAAUUACUUGACCAAAUAAACAAACACUAACCAAACAUGGAAUCACAAAAUUCUGAAGAUAUCCUCGCAAAUGCUAUUAAAUCUGUUGAAUUACAAAAUAUCGAAUUAUCAGCAUCAACAACGACCACAACAACAACAACUUCGAAUGGAACAACCACGCCAACCACAACAAAUUCUGCUGCAGGUGGUGGCAAAGAAUUUUAUGGUAAAGCCCAAAAAUAUUGGUCCGAAAUACCAGCCACAGUCAACGGUAUGCUCGGUGGUUUGGGUCACAUAAGUGCAAUUGAUGUCAAAGGGUCAACAGAGUUCCUAAAAGGAUUGAAAAUACCAGGCCAACAAAAUGCUCUCGAUUGUGGAGCUGGAAUUGGGCGGGUUUCAAAGAAUCUACUAAUGCCUCUCUUUGCUAAAGUUGAUCUUGUCGAACAAGAUGAACAUUUUGCCAAAACAGCAAAGGACUAUUGCAAGAGUGAUAAAUUGGGUAAAAUCUACAAUAUGGGAUUGCAGAAAUUCACACCUGAAGAAGGCAAAUACGAUUUAAUUUGGAGUCAAUGGGUCUUGGGACAUCUGCCUGAUAAUGAUUUACUCGAAUUUUAUAAACGAGUAAAGACAGGACUGGCGAAAGGAGGCUAUUUUGUGAUGAAGGAUAAUGUCACAACAUCGGGUAAAGUUGAACCUGAUGAAGAGGAUUCAUCGAUGACUCGACCUUUAACUACCUUCGAAACUAUACUCCGAAAUGCUGGCUUUAAAAUUGUUAAAGUAACUCGUCAGCAAGGAUUUCCUAAAGGGUUGUAUCCUGUUUAUAUGAUAGCCUGCCGACCGGCGGCAUGAAACAAAUAAAUGAGAACUUAUUUUAAUUGGAAA